UCCAUUGACAGCAGCUUCCUUUAUAACGUUGGAGUGAUGUCUUCCCUAAGGGUUUUGUCACUUAGAAGUGCCGUGCAUAAUGCAAGCCUACCUGACCGAGGUUGGUGUGAACUAAAUUACCUCCAGGAAUUGGACCUUAGUGAGAAUGAUUUAAAGGGCAGCCUUCCCUCAUGUGUAGGAAACUUGACGUCAAUCCGGUUGUUGGACCUCUCUUAUAAUCAGUUGCAUGGAAAUCUCACCUCGUCUCCCCUUAUCAAUCUUGCAGCACUGGAGUACCUUUUCAUUUCACAUAACCAUCUCGAGAUCCCAAUUUCACUUGUUUCAUUUUAUAACCAGUCAAAGCUUAAGGUACUUAUAGGUGACAACAACAGACUCAGCGACCAAAUCGAGUUUCAAAGAUCAAUUCCUAGGUUCCAACUUCAGGUUUUCAGUUUGUCAAGUUGUAGUUCAAACAAGCUUGGUAUGCAGGUUCCACAGUUUCUUUAUUACCAGUACGACCUGAGAAUGGUUGAUCUUUCACACCACCGGCUGGCGGGAACAUUCCCAGCUUGGUUGUUAGAAAACAAUACAAGAUUGGAAGUUUAUAGGCUAAGAAACAGCUCUCUCAUUGGGCAUUUCCUCUUACCAUCUCGUCCCAAUCCCCAUCUCCGCUCAAUUGAUCUUUCUGACAAUCAUUUUGAGGGCCAACUUCCAAGAAACAUAAGUUUCAUCUUUCCCAAUUUGUCGGAUGUAAACAUGUCUACAAAUCAAUUUGAGCGCGCCAUUCCUACUUCUUUUGGUGAUCUGGACUCUCUGAUGUUUUUGGACUUGUCUAACAAUAAUUUGUCUGGACAGAUACCAGAGCAAUUGCCAAUGGGUUGCUCCUCCUUAUUGUUGCUCCAGCUAUCAAACAAUAAUUUGACUGGCCACAUAUGGCCUUCAAUUUCCAAUUUAACGGAGUUGUUAUGGUUAUUUCUGGACAACAAUCUCUUUGUGGGCGAACUUCCAAAUAGCUUGUGUACUCUCUCUUAUUUGGAUUCAAUGGACAUCAGCAACAACCAAUUCUCAGGAAGGCUUCCAAGAUUGAUGGGUAACAUGUCAGGUUUGACGCAUGUGGUUAUGUUCUCAAAUCAUUUUGAAGGACCCAUUCCAGUGGAAUUCUGCAAACUUGAUAUUCUUGAGUUUUUAGACCUUUCAGAAAACAACAUUUCCGGUACUAUACCAACUUGCUUCAACCCAGCAAGAAUAAAACACGUCCACCUGAAUCGAAACAGUUUGAGAGGAUCAUUGAGCCGUGCAUUUUACAACAGCUCUUCUUUGGUGUCAUUAGAUCUCAGCAAUAACAUCCUAAGUGGCAAAAUUCCUUGUUGGAUUGGAAGCCUUUCUGUAUUGAGCAUUCUUUUGUUGAAGUCUAAUCAUUUUGAAGGAGAAAUUCCCGUCCAGAUAUGCCACUUGACAAAGUUAAGCAUAUUGGAUCUUUCUCAAAAUACCUUUUCUGGUCGAAUACCUACUUGUCUGCAUGACAUAUCUUCUGACAGCUCCUAUGAGAAAUCUUAUUUAACACCUACAUUUAGACAUGCUGUUGACUAUUCGCCAUGGAACUUUGUGAAGGGGUCGAAUUUAUUGGGAGCGCAUGAAUUCGAAAUUAAUCUUGUGUAUGUCCAGCAUGUCCAGCAACAAACGGUGUUCACGACAAAGCAUGGAUCUUAUUCAUACAAAGGAAAUAUUCUUGAUUACAUGUCAGGAGUUGAUCUGUCUUGCAACCUCUUGACUGGGGAAAUCCCACCUGGAAUCGGAAACUUGAGCGAGAUCCGUACACUAAACUUGUCCCAUAAUAAUAUUAGUGGAUCAAUCCCUGCUACGUUCUCGGGCCUAAAGCAAAUAGAAAGUUUGGAUCUAUCGUACAACGGCUUGAGCGGAGGAAUCCCUCCUCAACUGAUUGAACUGGCAUCUUUGGCAGUCUUCAGUGUGGCACACAACGACUUAUCGGGUACAACACCAGACCAGAAAGCUCAAUUUGCAACUUUUGAGUCAAGUAGCUAUGAGGGAAAUCCCCUUCUUUGCGGGCCUCCCUUGCCGAAAAGUUGCACCCAAAACGUGCCAACGCCAACAAGGCAAAAAGACUUGGACGGACAAGGAGAAGAUGAUGGUUUCCUAGAUACGGAGGCUUUCUAUGUGAGCUUUUCAGUCUCUUAUAUCAUCAUUUUGCUAUCGUUUGCCGCCAUUCUGUUCAUAAAUCCUUAUUGGCGGCAGGGUUGGUUUUACCUCAUUGAAGUUUGUAUAGAUAGAUUUACCUAUCCAGAUUAUCCAGAUAAAUACCUCAACUCCAUCCCACGAUUCCCACGUAUGAAAUCAAUGGACGUAUCGCUGGAGAGUCAGCUUGAAAAAAGUGGUGAGAGAGGUCAACAACACUUCUUCUUCUUCCUUCCAGUUGAACUAGGUGCAUUGCGACUUGCAAAGACACAUCUGUAA
Molecule: messenger RNA, 2451 nt
Organism: Rhododendron vialii
Lineage: Eukaryota; Viridiplantae; Streptophyta; Magnoliopsida; Ericales; Ericaceae
Product: cuscuta receptor 1-like
Exons: 3
Coding region: 37-2451 (804 amino acids)
Molecular function (GO): protein binding
Source: RefSeq, a predicted model, not a curated record